This is a messenger RNA of Dipodomys spectabilis (banner-tailed kangaroo rat), 2880 nucleotides long. RefSeq names its product early growth response 2 (gene Egr2). The transcript has 2 exons. Lineage: Eukaryota; Metazoa; Chordata; Mammalia; Rodentia; Heteromyidae. Gene Ontology annotation, molecular function: DNA-binding transcription factor activity, RNA polymerase II-specific; RNA polymerase II cis-regulatory region sequence-specific DNA binding. Gene Ontology annotation, biological process: regulation of transcription by RNA polymerase II. The coding region runs from base 309 to 1727 and encodes 472 amino acids. The record is from RefSeq and is a predicted model, not a curated record.
GAAGGGACACACUGACUGUUAUAAUAACACUACACCGGCAACUCCAGGCUUCCACAGCAGAGAGAGUCAGUGACAAAUAGCUCAUUUUUUUUUCUUUAAAAAAAUCAUAAAACCAGCAACUUGUUUGCUAGUUUUAUUUGUUGGAUUUUUUUCCUUUUCUUUCUUUUUUUCUUUUUGGUGUGUGGUGGUUAUUUCUAAGUGUGGAGGGUAAAAGGAGAUACCAGACUCAGUCCAAUCCCUCUCCAAAACGGCUUCUCUGGCACUCCAGGUAGCAAGGGAGUUGGGACUCCAAGUUGUGCGAGGAGCAAAUGAUGACCGCCAAGGCCGUAGACAAAAUCCCAGUAACUCUCAGUGGUUUUGUGCACCAGCUGCCUGACAUCUACCCGGUGGAGGACCUUGCCGCCACGUCGGUGACCAUCUUCCCCAAUGCCGAACUGGGAGGCCCUUUUGACCAGAUGAACGGAGUGGCUGGAGAUGGCAUGAUCAACAUUGACAUGACAGGAGAGAAGAGGUCCUUGGAUCUCCCAUAUCCUAGCAGCUUUGCUCCUGUCUCGGCACCCAGAAACCAGACCUUCACUUACAUGGGCAAGUUCUCCAUUGACCCCCAGUACCCUGGUGCCAGCUGUUACCCGGAAGGCAUCAUCAAUAUCGUGAGUGCAGGCAUCCUGCAAGGGGUCACCUCCCCGGCUUCAACCACAGCCUCAUCCAGCGUCACCUCUGCCUCCCCCAACCCACUGGCCACAGGACCUCUGGGUGUGUGCACCAUGUCCCAGACACAGCCUGACCUGGACCAUCUCUACUCUCCACCACCACCUCCUCCUCCUUAUUCGGGCUGUACUGGAGACCUCUACCAGGACCCCUCUGCGUUCCUGUCAGCAGCCAACACCUCCAACUCUUCUUCUCUGGCUUACCCACCACCUCCUUCCUAUCCGUCCCCCAAGCCAGCCACGGACCCAGGUCUCUUCCCCAUGAUCCCAGACUAUCCUGGAUUUUUUCCAUCUCAGUGCCAGAGAGAUCUACACAGUGCAGCUGGCCCAGAUCGAAAGCCCUUUCCUUGCCCCCUGGACUCCCUGCGGGUCCCCCCUCCACUUACUCCACUCUCUACCAUCCGCAACUUUACCCUGGGGGGGCCCAGUGCUGGGGUCACUGGAUCAGGAGCCAGUGGAGGCAAUGAGGGACCUCGGCUGCCUAGUAGCAGCUCUGCAGUAGCUGCUGCAGCGGCCUAUAACCCACACCACCUGCCUCUGCGGCCCAUCCUGAGGCCUCGAAAAUACCCCAACAGACCCAGCAAGACACCAGUGCAUGAGAGGCCCUACCCGUGCCCAGCAGAAGGCUGUGACCGGCGUUUCUCCCGCUCAGAUGAGCUGACAAGGCACAUCCGAAUCCACACAGGACAUAAGCCCUUCCAGUGUCGGAUCUGCAUGCGCAACUUCAGCCGUAGUGACCACCUCACUACACACAUCCGUACACACACGGGUGAGAAGCCCUUUGCCUGUGACUACUGUGGCCGCAAGUUUGCCCGGAGUGACGAAAGGAAGCGUCACACCAAGAUCCACCUGAGACAGAAGGAGAGGAAAGGCAGUGCCCCUUCCUCAUCGGUGCCAGCCCCCUCUUCAGCCUCUUGCACGGGCGUCUCACAGGCUGGUGGCAGCCUAUGCAGCAGCAACAACAGCACUAUCGGUGGAGGGCCGCUCGCCCCAUGCUCCUCUCGGACCCGAACACCUUGAGAGGAGAAUCAAGUUGACACACCAGUUCCUCAAGGCCCCCAAAGGCAUUUCGUCUACUCCAGCUGCAUGACAAACACUACCACCCUUCCCUGCUCCCCUUCCAUUUGGUGGGCAAAGGGCCUUGGUAGAACCCAGUCAGUCCUGCCCUUCUUUCCUUUAGAAACAGGUCUUUCCUAAAAUUUAGCACAUUUUGGUGAGUUGACUGUCACCCCAAGGCAAUAGGGAGGAGUCCCAGAAGGAGGUUGAGUGAGAGCCCUUGGCCUACAGGGCUGAGGCCUGGCCCCUGCUUUCAAGGGUUGUUUGACUAGGUUUUACUGCACCAUCCUCUUUUGUUGACUGGAGACAUUUUCUACAAUAAGUUGGGAGAGGCUGAUCCUUUAAAAUGGGGACAGCAAAAAGAUAAGGAAAACUAUUGUGCACUUUAUGGCUUGGGACUGAUUCGGGGGACGGUGUACAGCGAACAGUGAGCAAAUGGCCUUUACUACGCCGCAUUCUGUGGCCCCAGAACCAGCUUAUCUAGUCGUCUCAACCCUUAAAGCAAUAUGUAUUAUAAACCCAGAGAACAGAAGUGCAAUGUGAUGGAGGGGACAUAGCAAUAUUUGCUCCUUUUGUUGAGUUUUGUAUAGACUAUUUUUUUUCAGUGUAUAUCCACUCAGAUUUUGUGUAUUUUUUGAUGUGCACUGUUCUCCAAGUUCUGAAUAUUUGGGAAAAAAAUGUAAAGCAUUUAUGAUCUCUUGAAGUGAGUCAGAGGUUAACUUAUUUAAAGGGGGAUGUACAUAUAUAUGUUCUCUGAAACUAGGAUGCAUGCAAAUGUGUUGGAAGUGUCCUUGGUGCCUUGUGUGAUGUAGACAAUGUUACAGGGUCUGCAUGUAAAUGGGUUGCCUUACUAUGGAAAAAUAAUCACUCCUUGGGUUAAGUAUGGCUGUAUAUUUCUGCCUAUUAAUAUUUGGAAUUUUUUUAGAAAGUAUAUUUUUGUAUGCGCUGUUUUGUGACUUAAAUGUGUUACCUUUGUAGUCAAAUUUCAGAUAAGAAAAUGUACAUGUUACUGGAGCUGAUUUGUUUGGCUAUUAGCUCAAUAGUUGUGGAAAAACAAGUGAUCUAUUCUAAUGCUAAACCACUAACUAGAGUUCAGAUAAUGGUUUAUGACUAUAGU